Messenger RNA from Cadophora gregata, 885 nucleotides. RefSeq lists its product as uncharacterized. NCBI's taxonomy places the organism in Eukaryota, Fungi, Ascomycota, Leotiomycetes, Helotiales, Ploettnerulaceae. The transcript has a single exon. The record is from RefSeq and is a predicted model, not a curated record. Bases 1 to 885 code for a protein of 294 amino acids.
AUGGGUCGCUCCCUCGUCCGCCACUGCCUCAACCAAAGCGACCUCGUCUGCGCGGUAGGCCGCACCUUCGAGAACACCCUCCCCUCGAUGCAAAACUGGCACCCCAACUGCCUCGGCACGCUCUGCGACGUGCGCGCGCGCGAGACCGUCACCGAGGUCUUCGAGACGGCCAUCUCGCACUUCGGCCACGUCGACAUCGUCGUCAACUGCUCCGGCUACGGCGUCAUCGGCGCCUGCGAGGACCAGGACGAGCACGAGCUGCGCAACCAGUUCGAGACGAACUUCAUGGGUACCCUGCAUAUCAUCCAGUCCAGCUUGCCGUAUUUCAGAGAGCAGGGCCAGGGGAGGUAUCUCAUCUUUAGUAGUACGAGUGGGGCUUUGGGCGUUCCUGGGUUGGGCCCGUAUUGUGCGACGAAGUAUGCUGUGGAGGGACUUAUUGAAGCCAUGCUGUAUGAGAUUGACUCGUUCAAUAUCAAGGCUACGCUUGUGGAGCCCGGGCUGGUGAGGAGGGAUGAGCCGGAUUGGGAGUCGAGUCCGUUGCCUACUUGGGGGCAUUUCUUGAUCAAGCCGGCGAGUGAGCCGUAUUCGCAGGCGACGUCUCCGGCGUUGCAUGCGAAGAGGAUGGUGCAGUGGUUAGGGGAUAAACAGCCUACUAGUGCUAUCAAGUGUGCUGAGUUGGUUUGGCAGUUGGGACAUUGCUCGUACCCUCCACUGAGGCUACUACUAGGAAGCUAUGCUAUCGAGAGUAUUCGGGAUCGGUUAAGAUCUAUCAUUGAGGAGCUGGAGGAUUGGAAGCACUUGCAUUUCCCGGUGGCAGCUGAUGCUCCUAGUGAAGACAAAGAAGAGGAAGCCGAGAACUCGGGAAACAUGGACACGGGACCAUGA